AUGAAACUCGUCAUAGAAAACAAUAUCGUUGUGAAUCAACGAGGGACGGUCAAGAUCCUCCCCGAAGACCUCGACGACGUCUGGUUUGUUUUCAAUCUCAUCUCCCCCGGUGACGUCAUCAUCGCCGCCACCACCCGCAGCGUCAAAUACAGCUCCCGCAUGAAGGUCAUUCACGAAAUCUCGAUCACAGCCGUGGACUACCACAAGGACUCGUCCACCCUGAGCGUGCAGGGCAGACCAAGACUCUGCGCCAAGGUGGAAACUCACUCCAACCCUAACAAGUACUUCGGGAACAUUUUCCAGGCUUUCGUGAAGCACGUUGAUCUGAGCGUCGUACGGUGCGUCGUAAUAGGGAGUCAGGGAAACGCGAAGGACGAGUUCCGUCGUUUUAUGAUUGCGGAGGCGAAUAGGUUGAAGGUCAAGUCAGUAGAGAACAACAAGCAACGCAUUGUCGUUUUUAACACGAGGAGCAAAGGGAAAGACGGGAACAGUAGUUUGCUUGAGGUUUUGCAUGACAGUACCGUGAUGAACUUGGUCAGAGACACCAAGGCUGUGAUGGAGAUCAAGGCUUUUAAGGAGUUUUCGGAUUUGCCAACAACGGAUUUGGACCGAGUGUGUUAUGAUACCAAGAAUGUGGAGAUGGCGCAUGAGUUGAAGGCCAUUGAAACGCUAUUGAUUACCGAUGACUUGUAUGAGAGUGUAGAGAUUGAGACGAGGUAUAAGUACAGAGGGUUUGUGGAGUCGGAGAAAAAGACAGGAGGGAAGGCGUUUGAGUUUUCGUCCGAGCAUGUAUCCAGCUAG
Molecule: messenger RNA, 801 nt
Organism: Rosa chinensis
Lineage: Eukaryota; Viridiplantae; Streptophyta; Magnoliopsida; Rosales; Rosaceae
Product: protein PELOTA 1
Exons: 2
Coding region: 1-801 (266 amino acids)
Biological process (GO): nuclear-transcribed mRNA catabolic process, non-stop decay; RNA surveillance; nonfunctional rRNA decay
Cellular component (GO): cytoplasm
Source: RefSeq, a predicted model, not a curated record